GGGGCGGGGCUGCGUGCUGACGCCACACGCCGGGGCGGGGUCAAGAGUUUGGUGCCCCGGAGUGGGGUGUCGGCGCCUCUUUCGGGUGGAGCUGAGCCGGGGACAGACCGUCGUGAGAGACAUCAGGACAAGAAUGUUUCACUUAAGGACUUGUGCUGCUAAGUUGAGGCCGUUGACGGCUUCCCAGACUGUGAAGACAUUUUCACAAAACAGACCAGCAGCAGCUAGGACGUUGGGGCAGAUUCGGUGCUUUACCGCCCCCGUUGCUGCCGAGCCCUUCCUCAGUGGGACUAGUUCCAACUAUGUGGAAGAAAUGUACUAUGCAUGGUUGGAAAACCCCAAAAGCGUACACAAGUCGUGGGACAUUUUCUUCCGAAAUACCAACGCUGGAGCGCUGCCGGGCACCGCCUACCAGAGCCCGCUCCCCCUGAGCCCGGGCUCCCUGUCUGCCGUGGCGCAAGCACAGCCCCUGGUGGACGCCCAGCCCAACGUGGACAAGCUGGUGGAGGACCACCUGGCAGUGCAGUCUCUCAUCAGAGCCUACCAGAUACGAGGGCACCAUGUAGCGCAGCUGGACCCCCUGGGGAUUUUGGACGCCGAUCUGGACUCGUCCGUGCCCGCUGACAUUAUCUCCUCCACAGACAAACUUGACCUUGCAGUGUUCAAGGAACGACUCCGAAUGCUAACAGUAGGAGGGUUCUACGGCCUGGACGAGUCCGACCUGGACAAGGUCUUUCACCUGCCCACCACGACGUUCAUCGGGGGGCAGGAGUCGGCUCUUCCUCUGCGGGAGAUCAUCCGGCGGCUGGAGAUGGCCUACUGCCGGCACAUCGGGGUGGAGUUCAUGUUCAUCAACGACCUGGAGCAGUGCCAGUGGAUCCGGCAGAAGUUCGAGACACCCGGGGUCAUGCAGUUCACCAGCGAGGAGAAGCGGACCCUGCUGGCCAGGCUCGUGCGGUCCACCAGGUUUGAGGAUUUCCUGCAGCGAAAGUGGUCGUCGGAGAAGCGCUUCGGUCUGGAAGGGUGCGAGGUGCUGAUCCCUGCGCUCAAGACCAUCAUCGACAAGUCCAGUGAGAACGGGGUGGACUACGUGAUCAUGGGGAUGCCCCACAGGGGGCGGCUCAACGUGCUUGCCAACGUCAUCAGGAAGGAGCUGGAACAGAUUUUCUGUCAGUUCGAUUCCAAGCUGGAAGCCGCUGAUGAGGGCUCUGGGGACGUGAAGUACCACCUGGGGAUGUACCACCGGCGGAUCAACCGCGUGACCGACAGGAACAUCACCCUGUCACUGGUGGCGAACCCUUCCCACCUUGAGGCUGCCGACCCCGUGGUGAUGGGCAAGACAAAGGCGGAGCAGUUCUACUGUGGGGACACGGAGGGGAAGAAGGUCAUGUCCAUCCUUCUGCACGGAGACGCCGCCUUUGCCGGCCAGGGCAUCGUGUAUGAGACCUUCCACCUGAGCGACCUGCCCUCCUACACGACUCAUGGCACCGUCCACGUGGUCGUCAACAACCAGAUCGGCUUCACCACAGACCCGCGCAUGGCCCGCUCCUCGCCCUACCCCACUGACGUGGCCCGCGUUGUGAACGCCCCCAUUUUCCACGUGAACUCGGACGACCCAGAGGCCGUCAUGUACGUGUGCAAGGUGGCAGCCGAGUGGCGGAGCACCUUCCACAAGGACGUGGUGGUGGACCUGGUGUGUUACCGGCGCAACGGCCACAAUGAGAUGGACGAGCCCAUGUUCACGCAGCCGCUCAUGUACAAGCAGAUCCGCAAGCAGAAGCCCGUGUUGCAGAAGUACGCCGAGCUGCUGGUGUCCCAGGGCGUGGUCAACCAGCCCGAGUACGAGGAGGAGAUCUCCAAGUACGACAAGAUCUGUGAGGAGGCCUUCACCAGGUCCAAGGACGAGAAGAUCCUGCACAUCAAGCACUGGCUGGACUCCCCCUGGCCUGGCUUCUUCACCCUGGACGGGCAGCCGAGGAGCAUGACCUGCCCCUCCACGGGCCUGACGGAGGACAUCCUGGCGCACAUCGGGAACGUGGCCAGCUCCGUGCCCGUGGAGAACUUCACCAUUCAUGGGGGUGAGGACGCCACUGACCUGUGGAGGUGUUGGGCCACGUCCGUGGACUUCUCUCCAGCGUGGGGCAGGCCCCGUGGUGGAGGACAGGGGCUGAGCCGCAUCCUGAAGACCCGCGGGGAGCUGGUGAAGAACAGGACCGUGGACUGGGCUCUGGCGGAGUACAUGGCCUUCGGCUCGCUCCUGAAGGAGGGCAUCCACAUCCGGCUGAGCGGCCAGGAUGUGGAGCGCGGCACCUUCAGCCACCGCCACCACGUGCUCCACGACCAGAACGUGGACAAGAAGACCUGCAUCCCCAUGAACCACCUCUGGCCCAACCAGGCCCCCUACACGGUGUGCAACAGCUCGCUGUCCGAGUACGGCGUCCUGGGCUUUGAGCUGGGCUUUGCCAUGGCCAGCCCCAACGCCCUGGUCCUCUGGGAGGCCCAGUUUGGGGACUUCCACAACACGGCCCAGUGCAUCAUCGACCAGUUCAUCUGCCCGGGACAGGCCAAGUGGGUCCGGCAGAACGGCAUCGUGCUGCUGCUGCCCCAUGGCAUGGAGGGCAUGGGCCCGGAACAUUCCUCCGCCCGGCCGGAGCGGUUCCUGCAGAUGUGCAAUGAUGAUCCGGACGUCCUGCCGAACCUGGAGGAAGCCAACUUCGACAUAAACCAGCUGUACGACUGCAACUGGGUUGUCGUCAACUGCUCCACUCCCGGCAACUUCUUCCACGUGCUGCGGCGUCAGAUUCUCUUGCCCUUCCGGAAGCCGCUAAUCAUCUUCACCCCCAAGUCCUUGCUGCGGCACCCCGAGGCCAGAACCAGCUUCGACGAGAUGCUCUCAGGAACCCACUUCCAGCGGGUCAUCCCAGAAGAUGGCCUUGCGGCCCAGAACCCGGAGAACGUCAAGAGACUUCUGUUCUGCACGGGCAAGGUGUACUAUGACCUCACCCGGGAGCGGAAGGCACGGGGCAUGGCGGAGCAGGUGGCCAUCACGAGGAUCGAACAGCUCUCCCCAUUCCCCUUCGACCUCCUGCUGCGGGAGGUGCAGAAGUACCCCAACGCCGAGCUGGGCUGGUGCCAGGAAGAGCACAAGAACCAGGGCUACUACGACUACGUGAAGCCCAGGCUGCGGACCACCAUCAACCGCGCCAAGCCCGUGUGGUAUGCCGGCCGGGACCCCGCCGCCGCUCCAGCCACCGGCAACAAGAAGACCCACCUCACGGAGCUGCAGCGCCUCCUGGACACGGCCUUCGACCUGGACGCCUUCAAGAACUUCUCGUAGACGCUGCCUGGGCCUCUGCCUCCGCAGCCACGGCAGCCCCUCGCUUCUCAACUAAAGAAUGGUGCCUCAGCGCUGCCCACCUCCGCCCAUCCGCUGCACCGCUCUCCCCCUCGCCCGCGUACCCAGUAGGCCGCUGUCCCCCGUGUGCUUGGCUGCCCCCCCCAGGCCAGAGGCCCCCAGGCGCUGUGACUUCCGUCCAGCCGAGCAUCCUUCGUGGAGGCCCGGGGAGCAGGAGGAGAGGGAGCCCCUGCGGGUGUCCUGGGAGGGCCACCUGUGCCCCAGGCCUCCCGCUGCCCCCGCAGGACCAGCCUCGUGUGGCCUCCCAGGUACCGGCCGUCCUGGGUCGCCCAGCAAGGGGGCUGCUGCGCCUGGACGAGGUGGCCGUCUCUUCCCAGCCCGAGCCCCAGGCCCCUCGGAGGCGGCCGUCACUGUCCAGACCUGCGGGGUGGGCCGGGCUCUGGUGGGGCUCUCCCUGCGCGCGGAACCGCGGCACCGCUUGGGCGGCUGGCAGGAGGGGGCCUGCACCCGGCCUGGUACAGAGAGGGCAGGUCCGCUCUCUGCAGUGUCCACUCCCACCCCUCGAGAGGGUCCCGGGCCACCUGGGGCUCAGGGCUCAGGGCUCAGGCCAGGCUGCUGCCCGCCUGCCCGCCCGGGCGGCCGGCCCACUCCAACACCGUGGAGGCGGAAGGGUUCUUCUCUGUGCCGCCACGCCACAGCUGGUCAGGAGGGGAGAGGAGUGCUGGGGCUGACGGGCAGCUGGAGGAGAGGGGUCGCUUCCCUCACCCAUCACAGGGACAGAUCUGAUUUAUUUAUUUUGGUUAAAAAAAAAGAACAAAACAACUUUGCAUUGCAUUUGGCUUGACCCAUAAACGAAGUUACCCUCGG
Molecule: messenger RNA, 4222 nt
Organism: Mirounga angustirostris (Northern elephant seal)
Lineage: Eukaryota; Metazoa; Chordata; Mammalia; Carnivora; Phocidae
Gene: OGDH
Product: oxoglutarate dehydrogenase
Exons: 24
Coding region: 134-3337 (1067 amino acids)
Biological process (GO): tricarboxylic acid cycle
Cellular component (GO): oxoglutarate dehydrogenase complex; mitochondrion
Molecular function (GO): oxoglutarate dehydrogenase (succinyl-transferring) activity; thiamine pyrophosphate binding
Source: RefSeq, a predicted model, not a curated record